Molecule: messenger RNA, 4001 nt
Organism: Tricharina praecox
Lineage: Eukaryota; Fungi; Ascomycota; Pezizomycetes; Pezizales; Pyronemataceae
Product: glutamate decarboxylase 1
Exons: 16
Coding region: 26-3748 (1240 amino acids)
Biological process (GO): carboxylic acid metabolic process
Cellular component (GO): cytoplasm
Molecular function (GO): pyridoxal phosphate binding; carboxy-lyase activity; RNA binding
Source: RefSeq, a predicted model, not a curated record
GGUACACAUUGCCGAGUGAUAUCACAUGCUCUUACUCUUAGAUACUUUUUUUUCCCCUCCGGUCACUCACUCUCGACGCGCAAAGCAAAGCUCUCGAUCACCACCGAACACUACACUCACAAUGCCUCAAGAACGUCGUAAACGUGGUCGCCGCGCCGAAAAGAAGAGAAAGGAUGAGAAAUCGCCAUCGCCGGCUCCCGAGCUCGAAAACCUCUAUAUCAACGACCUCGAGGGCGUCGUACCACCUGUCGACGAUGCAACUACGUUCUACGGACUCCUAACGGAGGAAGAGUCGGAGUACUUUCGACGCGCGGAUGAGAUGUUGGCGUUGGACGAGUUCGAGGAUGCUGAGGGAAAAUCGCUGUUCAUUGCCAAUCUAUACAAAGAAGCGCACGGAAAGGAAUUGAAGAUUGCGCAUUCCCAAGGUUGUUCGAGGCUUUUGGAGCGGUUGAUAUUGCUUUCUACACCGGCGCAACUCAAAGCGUUGUUUCAAUGCUUCAGUGGACACUUUUUGGCACUGGUGAAACACCGCUUUGCCAGUCACGUUUGCGAAACGCUCUUUCUCCAGGCCGUGCCCUUUGUUUCGCAAGAAAUGGACUCCGAGUCUACCGCUAAGCAAGUGGUCGACGAAGAUACCGUUUUCGCGAGUAUGGAGUCGCUCUUCCUCUACAUGUUCAAUGAGAUUCUGCCAGAGCUGAAGAGUCUCGUUACGGAUACCUUUGCCUCCCACACCAUCCGCACAUUGCUACUCCUCCUCUCCGGCCGUCCGGUUUCCUCAGCGGCGACCCUGAUCCAAAGCCGAAAGAAGGAGAAUAUCCCGUUGAACUCAGAAGGCGUCUCGAAGGAAAGCCGGGACCAGAUAUCGGUUGUGCCUCAGUCAUUCCACGAGGCGGUUGGAAAACUGUUGAGCACAGUGUGCACAGUGUUUUCGACCGAGGAGCUACGAGCAUUAGCGGUGCACCAGAUUGGAUCGCCGGUGCUGCAGAUUAUGUUGCAGUUGGAGAUGGGGCUGUCCAAGAAGGAGCGACGGAAGAAGGAGAAGUCCGAGGGCACAUUGCUGUCAAAAUUGACUGGUGUGAUGCAGAACGACGAGGCGUCCGUAGCGAAGGAAGAGACCGCCGAGGGCGAGAAGGAAGGGGAGGAACAAGAGCGUAGCUUCUUUCAAAACCUUCUGUAUGACUCUGUCGGCUCACAUCUGGCUGAGAGCAUCAUACGGCAUGCGCCAAAGAAGGACUUUAACAUGUUAUAUGGGCGAUUCAUCAAGCCGCGUUUGGGAAGCUUGGCGAGGAACGAGACUGCUGCGUUCGUAGUACAGAGGGUUUUGGAGAAGCUAUCAAAGGAAGGACUUGAAGAGGCCGUAAAAGAGAUACUGCCACAGCUACUGACGAAACCAGAACGCUCCCGCGUAGCCGUCCUCAAAACCCUCAUCGACGCCUGUAUAAAACAGGAGAUCCCAGCCACACCUGUCAUUGACGCCAUUACCAAAGCAUACGACUGCACAUCUGCAGAACUAAUAUUUAAGAUGCUUCAUCUGACCCCAGCCGACCUCACGCCACCUCCCAAAACUGAGGCUCCAGCUGGAAAGCCCAAGCGCGACCCCUUCCAACUCCACGGCUCUCUCUUCGCGCAGACUAUCCUCUCCCUGCCUAUUGAGGUCGCCUCCCCAAUCGCCGAAAGCAUCCUUGCCCAACCGCAAGACACUCUGGUGGCGCUGUGUAAACACUCUCAGGCCUCGCACGUUGUCCAGAAGCUCCUGAACUCCCCCACGGCAACAGUUCCCAACCGCCGGCGACUGCUCAACGCGCUCAAGGGCCGCUACGUUGAGCUGUCACUCGACACUGUAGCUUCUCACAUCGUUGACGCAUGCUGGGACUCACCCAUGAACUACCGGCAAUCCGUCGCCGAGGAGCUGAUGCAUGCCGAACCGCAAAUGCGGGAGAGCUACUCUGGCCGUGCUGUCUGGCGUAAUUGGAGUAUGGAUAAGUUCAAGACGAGGAAACAGCAGUGGUUCCAGCUGGCGAAGGAGGAAGCUGCGACGCCAGAGGGGAAACCAGUGGAGAGGAAGAAGACCGCCAUUGAAUUGGCGAGGGAACGGCAUGCGAUGCAGAAGAAGAGAGGGUUCGCCACAGGGACUAAUUCUAAUAGUGGGAAUAAGAGGUCUGCGGCUGCAGCUGUGGACACGGAGGAGGAUGGGAUGAAAAAGAGAAGGGUUUCGGUGUUAUCCACAGUCGCAUAUUUCCAACUGGUCAAGAUGGGGGAUGCAAAUGGAGCUGGAAAUGGGGUUGUUGGCGAGCUAUCGUCUCGAGCGCAGGAAGUCGAAAAGCUCCUGAACCUCGCAACGGCCCAACUACUACCUUUCAUCUCGUCCGCGGACGAUGCCAACGGAAAACUCGUGGUCGAAGCCUUGCCGCCGAAGAAGCUCGAGGCGGUCUUGGAUCUGGGACUCCCGGCGGGUGAGGGUAGAGGCGCGGAGGGUCUCGACGAGGCUAUCAAGAAGGUCCUGAGGUACUCGGUCAAUACGUGGAGGGAUGGGUUCAUGGACAAGUUGUACGCCUCGACGGAUCCGGUCGGUGUUGCGAGUGAUUUGCUGCUGAGCGUGCUUAAUACCAAUGUACAUGUGUAUCAAGUUUCACCAGCCCUGACGAUCAUCGAGCGGGAGACCGCGAAACGUUUCGCAAACCUCGCCGGGUUUGAGGGACCGCACGCCGGCGGAAUAACACUUCCCGGAGGGUCGGCGUCGAACUCCACAUCGAUGAUCAUAGCGAAGAAUACACUAUUCCCAGAGACUAAGAUUCACGGUAACGGAAACAAGAGGUUCGUCGCGUUCACGAGUAUCCACGGCCAUUACUCAGUCGAGAAGGCGGCUAUCUUGCUCGGACUGGGCUCCAAGGCGGUUUGGGAGGUUGCUGUGGACAAGCAAGGAAGGAUGAUUGCGACAGAGCUCGAGGUUAGGAUCAUAGAGGCAAAGGAGAAGGGCUUCACACCAUUCUACGUCAAUGCCGGUGCCGGAACCACGGUGUUGGGUUCCUACGAUCCCUUCGACGAGAUCGCAGAUAUCUGCCAGCGUCACCGUCUUUGGUUUCAUGUCGACGGGUCCUGGGGCGGCGCUGUCGCCUUCUCCGAGAAUCAGAAGUGGCGGUUGAAGGGUGCCCACCGCGCCGACAGCUUGACUGUCAAUCCGCACAAGAUGCUCGGCGUGCCGGUGACUUGCAGUUUUUUACUUACGCCGGAUAGGAGGGCCUUUUAUCGAGCGACCAGCUUGAAGGCGGGGUACCUCUUCCACGAGCAGGACGAUGAAGAUGAGGCGGAUGAUGUUUACGAUAUGGCGCAGAUGACCAUGGGCUGUGGCCGCCGGGCAGACUCCCUCAAGAUGGCCAUGGGUUGGAUCUAUUACGGAAAGGAUGGAUAUCAACGCCGAAUCGAUCAUGCAUUCGACAUGGCGGCAUAUUUCGCCACCACCCUGGCGAAACGCAAGGGCUUCCAUCUGGUAUCUGAGAACCCGCCGCCAUGUCUCCAGAUUUGCUUCUACUACACCGGCUCUGCAAACAUCCUGAGCAGCGACGCAAAGUUCAAUACCGAAAUCACGCGAAGAAUCGCUGCGCAGUUGAUCGCGAAGGGGUACAUGGUCGACUAUUCUCCGGAUGCCACACAUGGCGAGUUCUUCCGCGCCGUAGUAAGUCACCGGACAACACGGGAGACGGUGGAUACCCUCAUAGCCGCGAUUGAGAAGCUCGGAGGAGCCUGUUAGGCCCGGCCCAGCCAGCCAGCCAGCUAUGCCUACAUAUCUACCUACCCACUUCCAUAUCAUGCGUGAUCUUUUACUAGCAAUUUCUUUCGUUUUUUUUUGCGUGAGUGGAGAGAGAGGCACGUGUACGAAUUGUUGUAUUCUAGACCUGUACAACAGAUACUAGAUACUAGAUACUUGUACUUGUACAUAUCCACAGCAGCAGACAUCAUACCGUAGUUCAUACCAUAGUUCAUAGAACCAGAAUAAUUGCCGU